AAUAGACCCCCCAAGCUCACCACAACAUUCAUCAAGCUCCAAGCUCAGUGACCACCAAGCAGAGAGCGAGCCAGUGAGGUCUCUGAGAGUGAGACCGUAGCCAGCCACAAUGGCGGGGAACGCGCUAGCCAACUAUGUCCAGGUCUACGCCAUGCUCCCGCUGGAUAUCAUCACUGUCGACAACACGUUCGAGAAGGAGGACGAGACAAGGGCGCAACUGAAGAAGCUGACGGAGGCCGGCGUCGAUGGGGUCAUGAUCGACGUCUGGUGGGGGCUGGUGGAGGGGAAGGAGCCGGGGGUCUACGACUGGAGCGCCUACAAGCAGGUCUUCAAGCUGGUGCAGGAGGCCGGGCUCAAGCUGCAGGCCAUCAUGUCGUGCCACCAGUGCGGUGGCAACGUCGGCGACGUCGUCAACAUCCCGAUCCCACAGUGGGUGCGGGACGUCGGCGAGGACAAUCCCGACAUCUUCUACACCAACCGGGAAGGGGUGAGGAACAUCGAGUAUCUCACUCUUGGAGUGGACGACCAGCCUCUCUUCCAUGGAAGAACUGCCAUUCAGCUGUAUGCUGAUUACAUGAAGAGCUUCAGAGAGAACAUGGCAGAUUUCUUGGAUGCUGGUGUCAUUGUGGACAUUGAGGUGGGACUUGGCCCUGCUGGUGAGAUGAGGUACCCCUCAUAUCCCCAAAGUCAGGGAUGGGUGUACCCAGGUAUUGGAGAAUUCAUAUGCUAUGAUAAGUACCUGAAAGCAGACUUCAAAGCAGCAGCAGCUGCGGCUGGGCAUCCUGAGUGGGAUUUGCCUGAUGAUGCUGGGGAGUACAAUGACACUCCUGAGAAGACCCAGUUCUUUGCGGAUAAUGGAACAUACCAGACCGACAAGGGGAAGUUCUUCCUCACAUGGUACUCCAACAAACUGAUCAAGCACGGUGAUAAGAUCUUGGAUGAAGCAAACAAGGUCUUCUUGGGAUGCACGGUGCAGCUGGCAAUCAAAGUCUCUGGCAUACACUGGUGGUACACGGUUCCAAACCAUGCAGCUGAGCUCACUGCCGGAUACUACAACUUAGAUGACAGAGAUGGCUACAGAACCAUAGCACACAUGCUAACAAGGCAUCCUGCAAGCAUGAACUUCACUUGUGCUGAGAUGAGGGACAAUGAGCAGAGUUCAGAGGCGAAAAGUGCACCUGAGGAACUGGUUCAACAGGUGCUGAGUGCCGGAUGGAGAGAGGGCCUAAAUCUGGCAUGUGAAAAUGCACUCAGUCGAUAUGAUGCAACAGCUUACAACACCAUCCUCAGGAAUGCAAGACCCCAAGGCAUCAACAAGAAUGGCGCUCCAGAACACAAGUUGUAUGGAUUCACCUACCUCCGAGUAUCUGAUGAACUGUUCGAGGGAGAGAACUACACCACUUUCAAAACUUUUGUCAGGAGAAUGCAUGCUAACCUGGAUUAUAACCCAAAGGUUGACCCAGUUGCACCAUUGAAAAGAUCAAAGCCAGAGAUACCAAUUGAAGAAAUCCUAGCAGUAGCACAGCCAAGAUUGAAGCCAUUUCCCUUCGAGAAGAACACAGACCUACCAGUUUAAACACUCCAACGAUGCAAGCUACAGGAAGGAUCACAAGGCACUUCAAAAUCAAGAUAAACAUGAAGUAAGCCUACUGUCGGGCAGUAGGCUAGUAACUAAAUAAAAUGCUGUGUGGAGCAUAUUGCAGUCAUGUAUUGCACCAAUAAUCUUGUGUUGUUAAACAUGAGGCUUGAUGAUUUUCUGAUGAAUUGUAAUACCCUUGGCCUUCCUGUUGUUGUAUGUAUUUGGGGCAAUGAAUAAAAAAUGUGGCUUUCUGGGUUA
Sorghum bicolor (sorghum) is the source of this 1837-nucleotide messenger RNA. Its product is annotated as beta-amylase. Gene Ontology annotation, molecular function: beta-amylase activity. Gene Ontology annotation, biological process: polysaccharide catabolic process. The transcript is spliced from 7 exons. The coding region runs from base 110 to 1576 and encodes 488 amino acids. Lineage: Eukaryota; Viridiplantae; Streptophyta; Magnoliopsida; Poales; Poaceae. The record is from RefSeq and is a predicted model, not a curated record.